AACCUCUGCACGCGGCUCUCAUCAGAUCUCUCAGAGCGAGCCGCGGCACGGUCGCUAUGACAAAGGGUGGCAUCACUGGGAACGUGUUGGAAGCACGGAUAGUGCGGCGCUCAUUGAUAUGACGCCAUUUUACUAACCUUUUCGUCGCGUACAACUACCAGUUUCUCCAAGUCGCUCGCAGUCGCCGAAACGUUUCGUACCGUGUGCCGCACGGCUGAUCUUAUCGUCGUAAGAACUACGCUCGGCCGCGACGGCCGAUUCGCGUUCUGCGAAAGUAAGUAGAUCGCUGUAACAGUUUGCACUAUUAUGGAAGAUGAGGAUGGAGAAAGUAAAGUAGAUAUGUGGAACAUUUUGGACAAGCAACGACUCAAUGAUUCCACAUUGGACAACCCAUUGAAACAUUCCAUUGACGAUGUAUACACUGCUGUAAUUGAAGAGGAGAAGCAGUUAAUACGCUAUAACUCGAUCAUAACGAAUGAUUCGCCAGGUAAAAAUACCGUUGCGGGGCCAAAUUUUGUAUUUAAGGGUUUCAAGAAGCGUAUCUUGGCCGAAGCUCGAGAAGUUCCUACCGCUGCAUCAAAGAACAAUACACCAGAGCUGCGACAAUUGACGCAUCUCAAUGCAAGGACUGGCAGAGACAAGAAGGUGGAGAGGAAGCGGAAGCGUAAGAUAACGGAAUACGCUCAAUAUCUGGGUCUUCGACCGUCCUCGAAGUACAAGUGCUCCAAGUGUCACGCAUGGUCUGGUUACGGUCCCAACUCGAGACAGAACUUGUGUGCUUGUAAUCCUAGUAUGACACCGAUGCCCAGUACCUCCGAGUCGAGUGCUUCGGUGCCGCACGCGAGCAAUUUUAAAAUCACGAGGAAGGUCUAUCUAUGCUCGGCGUGUGGCACAUAUUUCGAAAAUUGGAACUUGUUCUUACACAUGAGGGAUACACACAAGCGUCACAUAUGCCUCUACUGCCUGGGUAUGUUCGGCCAGGCGGAGAGGCUGUCGUAUCAUCUGAUGAAGAAGCACAGUGUUCCAGAGAUGGCGUUCUCCUCGGUAGAGGAUUUCUACAAUGCCUUCAAGGGUUCGUGCUACCUUAUCUGUUGCAGCUGCGAAAAAGUAUUCUCAGAGACCGAUGACUUCUUCAAUCACUUUUGCUCUCCAGUAUUGGAGCAGGACCCAACUGUUACUGUUGCGUCAAUGUGCACUAUAUGCAGACAAAGCGGAACACACGCGAGUACCUGUAAUGUUACGCUGUCAUUGGAUACGGAUAAGGAAGUGUGUAGCACAUCAACGCCACUGACAGUUGCCGAUACGACGUAUACAGACAAUUCAUCGCCGACAAUGGUUCCUCCAUCGGAAAUGGUUACAAAUCUCGGGGGUAAGGGACUGCCAAGAAAAGCGAUAAAAUACAACAGGAGAAAACGCGAAAGAGACGGUAUGCAAAAUUCUCGCCAACAAAAAUCAAGUACACUAAUGAAAAAGCUCAGUGCGAAAGUUCAGUGUAACGAAACUCAACUUGAUUGCGAUCUCGAUGUUCAAAGAGAAAUUGCAAAUAACUUACCCCGAGACACAGUUACCGAGACGAUAAUGGAAGUGUCCAGGUACACGGGCGGCAAUUCAUCUGAUGAAAAUGAUGAGAAUGAUGAGCAGGCGGUGAAUAAAGAUGUGCACAACAAUCGUGAUAGAGGGUCGGGAGGAAAAUCGCCGGUUCAGAAUUGUCAGCUUGAUUUCAGUGAACCUUAUGAUAGCGUAACCGAGACCAUCAUGGAAGUAUCACGUUACACGGGUGAAGAAGUUAAGAAUGAGAGAGAAGAUGUAACGUAUACUCCAAACGCAUGUGCGUCACAGACAGUUGAAAAAAUGAAUACCGAAGAUGAGGGAAUAUGCGACAAAAGCGAUGUUGAUCCGACACGCUCGGCCAGUUCGAGAACACCUAGUCCAGCACAAUUUGAUACCGAGGAAAUUACGACAGCGGAUACAAAAGCGAACACUAUGUGCGAGACUGGAACUAAAUACGACAGUCCGCAGAAUGCACGAAGUUGUAGUCCCUUCAAUCGAUCGUUAUUUAGUCCACAACACGAAUCGCACAUAUCGGACCCGCAGUCUAAAGAGAUAGAAAGUUUCGAGGAUAACGACAAGAAAGUGAAGAAACCUGUUGCGACAAACGCCACUGAAUCUCAAGCCUCGGUGUCAUUUAACGCCGUUGCUUCUUCCGAUAGGAGUUUGGUUAUUAAGAUUUGCAAUAGGAAUUCGCAGUUCAGCGUCGCAACAACCACCGUUAUGAGUAGGGAAUCCGAGGAAAACAACAACGCCGAAGGAUCGACAUCGAAGGAGAGGAUGCCAAACGGUUCAGAAACUGGGAGGGAAAUCAUUGAUGAUGAUCAAGCAAACGAGCUGGAUGAUAGUGAUUCUGACAGCGAUAAAUUGGCGGUAGUAGAUAGCAAUCCAGAAGAAGAUGAAGAAGUGGAAGAUGGCGAGGAAGGCGAAGCUGAUGAAACUGAAGAAAGACACAACGAAACGGAAGGCAAGGAUCAAAGGAAUCAAGAAGAAAAUGAUGAAGUUAAAACUGGAACAUAUACUGAUGAAUUAUUUUCUGUCACGGAAACGAUGCCGAUAAGCAACACCAGUGAAACAUCCGUCAACAACGCAGUUGUAAGUGUUGAGAACGAACACAUGAAAAGCCAUACGAUCGACAACGGUGGUAUCGUGUUAGCCGGCGAGGAUGUUCCAUGUAUUGACUUGAACGUCGAGGGCACUCUGGACAGCAUGGAGUUGGAGGACCUGUUGAAACGUUGCAUAGAGGCAGCCAGUCCCAUCUGCGUGUACUGCAAUCACGCACGGUACAUCGCGGUCAAUGGCAGACAACUGGGCCUGCACAUGCUGGCGGAGCACAAGUUUCAACCACAGCAUCCCGCGAUAAUCAUACACGCGGAGCAGUUCACUGCUAGGGUGAAGAGGUCCCUCGACGAACUCGAGUCUCGUUACUUCAACUUAGAUACGUAUAACAGCGCGGAUGGCACGUAUAAUGUGCCGAACGUAUUGAUAUAUGAGUGUUUUCAUUGUAGAUUUCAUUCGACAGUGCACAAGGAGCUUUAUUUGCAUAAUCGAAAGAUGCAUCAGAAGACCAUAUUGAUUUGCAUAAUGUGCAAAUCGACAUUCUACAGUUAUAGCGAGUUAGUGUGCCACUUGUGUCCUGGAAUUUAUUCGCCGAAUGUUAAUCUACGAUAUCGAUGUUGCCUCUGCUCUGUAGCGAAUCUGCCGUCGGCAUUUCGACUGAUGGUUCACGUGCGCAAACGUCACCAUGCCUGCGACGUCUGUCUGGAAUCUACAGGCAAUCAGCAGCGUCUUUCGAAUCACGUAUGGAAGCACAAGCUACAUCAUUUGUGUUACAGAUGCGGCAUCGCGUACCGUAAUAAACCGGAUAUCACGAAACAUCUAUUUUGGAAACACGGCACGGAGAGCGUUCUGUGUCGAAAAUGUCUGCAGAAGAAAUGGCCGCACAUAUAUCAUUUCUGUAUACCGCCUACAGCGUUUGUUUGCGAGGAAUGCGGCUUGAGUUUUGGACGCGCGGUAGCGCUCAAGGUGCAUAAAAGGCUGCACUCCGGCGAUUCACCAUAUGGCUGUGACGAGUGCGAACAGCGUUUCAUAUCGCGAAAGCUCCUAGCUAAGCAUCAAGCGGCUCACAGGGAACCUGAACCUGAGGAUGUCCAUGUGAAUGUGACGGAUGUAGUUAACACUUCACUAACGGACAAGGAUGAGAAAUCGGAUAGGAACACCUCCGUAAGCAUAACUGAUGGAGACCUGAUGACGGGAGUCGAGACUACGUCGAAGAACAUUAAAGAGGCUGUGAAAAAAGUAGUCGAUGUUUACGAUCUACCGCCGCUCAAUCUAUCAUCCGAAAGUGAUACUGAUAGCGAGGAGGAGAAACCCGCUUCCACGGAAAAACCACCGGAGAAAGAGAAUAUCGAUGAAGACGUAGCAAAGAAGAAUGAAACUAUUGAAACAAUCGCUGCCGAUGACGAUGACAGUGCUGUGUUGAACAAUGAUAUAGUUGAAGUGGAACGGAACGAGGAGGAGAAAAAACAGGAAGCGCGUAUUAUGGAUGGCAUUUGGGACAAUUUUAAAACGUACGCUGCCAGUUUGGACGUAGAGGAAUCCGCCAAGAAUGUCGCGUUGAAAGAGAGCGUACCUGAGACCGACGCGGCGUAUUUGAGAAGUAUCGUUUUUUCUGAUCAUGAUUAUUGUGUAGUAAAUUCGUCCGACAAAGAAAAGAAUGAAGAUCAAGUUACUUCUAAGGACAAUGACAUGAAAGCGAACGAUACCAAAUCUGAAAGAAGUCCGUCACCCGGUACUCCGAGUCGCAAUACUGGAGGCGACAGUGACGCGAACAAACGGAAGGUAAAAACUCCUAAGAAGAAGAAGCGGAGUGGCAGCACAUCAUCCACGAGCGACUCUUCGAGCGAUACCGACUCGAGCAGUUGUUCGUGUGGCACCAACUGUAGCUGCAGCAGCUCUUCGUCUGGCAGCUCCUCCAGUUCUAGCAGCAGUUCCGAUUCCGACAGCUCCGCGUCCGAGAGCUCGCCCAGAAAGCAAUCCAGCAAUCGUAAAGAUAGGAAUAAAAAGGAAAGAGAAGCUACGCGGGAGAAUAAGUCGCAGUCCGUUGAACCGGAGAACAAGCCGGAAGACAAGCUGGAAGACAAGCCGGAGAUUGCAAUAGAGAAUGGUCCUGUGCUCCCCGAGAUAACGAACGAGCCUUCUCCAGCGAAGCUUCUCUUGCGGGAAUCUGAUUUGGAAACUGAGGAAACCGAAACAGAUGAAGAUUUCUACGACGAGUACCCGCAGUUGCUCGCUAAUAAAUUGAUGGAGGAGAAGCGCAAUCAGUUGCUGCUACUGGCUACCGUAGCGCCAGCAUCGACGCCGACCUCCACGCCAACCUCGACGCCAACCUCGACAUUAAUGCCGGUGAUGGACCAAUCAUCGAUGCCACUAAAUAAUGGCGUUCUAGUCGCGGAAACGACACCAGAUCCGGUUACAAUGACUAUUGAGAAUCAACAACUGCAACAACAGCAGCAGCAGCAACAGCAGCAAAAAAAGAAAACGAAAACGAAGAAACGACGAAAGGGUGAGAGGGGCGGUAAGCGUAACGCGAUUACAACAGCCACCGUGGAAUCAAUCAAACUGAACAUUCCCAAGGCACUUUACCAGAAGAAUCCGGGAUUCGUUGCAUCGUCGCAAUCAACGCUGGUAUUACAUCCUAAUAGUAGAUCCUCGACGCCGAACCUAUUGCCAGUUGCAACAUGUAACGACUUCCACAGCGGCAAUGCUACGAGCAUUGCGAUAGAAAUGCAACAACAACAGCAGCAAGCAUCAUCGACUACCGCUGUCAUUGGUGUACCGAAUCAAAAUGUCGGUGGCAACGGCAGCACGGAGACGGAAAACAAGAGAGUUUCGAAGAGGAAACGCGUACCAAAGCGUUUUUACGGUGACUCGAGCGACGACGAACCACAAGAAAAACAGUCGUUCAACCGGUGGCGAAAAAUCGAGACAACCUCCACAAUCGCCACCACUAUCCCAGCUUUCACACCGCUGCCAUCCAUGACGACGAUGACGCCGACGAAUCCGAAACCGCUGGUGUCAAGAUUGUCCUUGAGCGGAAAGACUAUACAGACUUAUAGUAACAGGUCCGCUCAGGUGGAGCAGGCAGCGAGUCAGCAGCAAACUGCUCUACCUGAGGCAUCGCCAAUCGUCACAGCGACAUCCGCCACCGAGUCCGAGAGUAGUAGCGAUAGCAGCGAAUCUGAGACGGAGAAUAUCGUAAAUCAAUCGAAGAUUAACCAACCAACGAUACCACCUGUUAGCGCGCCGACGACGGAGCGACCCGGCAAGAUCUAUUGUUACUGUCAAUGUCCGUAUGAUGAGGUAUCAGAGAUGAUAGCCUGUGACGGUGAGGACUGCCGCAUCGAGUGGUUUCAUUUCGAAUGUGUUGGUAUAAUGGUACCGCCCAAGGGUAGGUGGUACUGCCCGGACUGCAGAAAGAAACACGGUAUUGUGCAAAAUGAUGAGUACUGCGAUUGAUAGUUGCCACGCGGGAUGUUAAUGACAACGGCAUGUUAUUACCAAAUUUGAGCGAUCAUUGCUUUUUAGGCGUAAUACUAGAAUUUUCCUCUUUUCUUUUUCACGAGCGUAUGAAAAGAAAAAAAAAUUGCUACACUGUUCCAUGUUGAUAUUUUUCUUAAGCCAAUACACAGAGUGUUUGUAUAUAUACUAUGUAAAUACGUCUUAGAAUUAUAAGAAUGAAAUGAGGUUUUUUGUGUACAUUUCUUUGUACUUCUUUUAACGACAGCGUCAUGUAUAAAUACAUAGCAUUGGUAGAUAGAUGAAUAAGUAGAUGAAUAGGUAGAUAAUAUCACUAACAAGGUAUCAUU
Messenger RNA from Trachymyrmex septentrionalis, 6416 nucleotides. RefSeq lists its product as uncharacterized. Bases 307 to 6066 code for a protein of 1919 amino acids. Gene Ontology annotation, biological process: regulation of transcription by RNA polymerase II. Lineage: Eukaryota; Metazoa; Arthropoda; Insecta; Hymenoptera; Formicidae. Gene Ontology annotation, cellular component: nucleus. The record is from RefSeq and is a predicted model, not a curated record. The transcript has 2 exons. Gene Ontology annotation, molecular function: DNA-binding transcription factor activity, RNA polymerase II-specific; RNA polymerase II cis-regulatory region sequence-specific DNA binding.